GAUAAAAAUAAUUAUAUAAACGUAGUAACAGCGUGUUGAUAUCACUAUUUCGUUAUAACUGUGCGCAACAGUCGGGAAAAAUACUGAAUGAAUUAUACAUCGCGCUUUAAUUAAUUAAAAAGGUGUUUGAGUGGGUAUUGUGAAGGAAUUAAUUAAUUAAUGUAUGUCUGUUGAACACGAAAACGAUGAUUCCAAAGGAUUCUUCUGUGCUUGUUUUUUUCGUAAAUGGAAAAAAGAUUGUAGAACGAAACGUAGAUCCAGAAUGGACCCUUUUAUUUUAUUUAAGAACAAAGCUGCGUUUAUGUGGCACAAAGUUAGGGUGUGCUGAGGGAGGAUGCGGCGCUUGCACUGUUAUGGUGUCCAAAUAUGAUCGCCAGGAAGAAAGAAUUAAACAUUUGGCUGUAAAUGCCUGUUUAACGCCAGUGUGCUCAAUGCAUGGUUUAGCUGUUACAACAGUGGAAGGUAUCGGAUCGACAAAAACAAAGCUCCAUCCUGUUCAAGAGAGAUUAGCGAAAGCUCAUGGAUCUCAAUGCGGAUUCUGUACUCCAGGAAUUGUUAUGUCGAUGUACACCCUAUUAAGAAAUCAGCCGAAACCAUCCAUGAAAGAUAUGGAAAUAGCAUUUCAAGGAAAUCUCUGUCGAUGUACGGGAUACAGGGCUAUAAUCGAAGGAUAUAAAACAUUUACGGAAGAUUGGGAAUUGUUACAACGAAGAAACGCAGCCGGAAGAAAUAGUGAACUAAACGGCCUUUGUGAAAUGGGAGAUCAGUGCUGUCGAAAUAAAACGAAUAUUGAUAAAAAUGAAGACGAAGAAGAAACGUUGUUAUUUAAACCAAAUGAAUUUGCACCCUACGAUCCUUCUCAGGAACCCAUUUUCCCACCAGAAUUAAAAAUAUCUGACACAUUAGACACAGAAAAUCUCAUAUUUAAAGGCCCAAACGUUAGCUGGUAUAGACCCACAAACUUGGAAGAAGUCCUUCGUCUAAAACAAAAAUACCCAGACGCUAAAAUCGUAGUUGGAAAUACCGAAGUAGGAGUAGAAGUUAAAUUCAAACGUCUCCUUUAUCCCGUCAUAAUACAACCGACAAUAGUUCCAGAAAUGCUAAUAAAAGAAGUAAAUAAAGUCGGAGUAAGAAUAGGAGCCAGUGUCACUUUACUAGAAAUGGGUUACUAUCUUGAAAACCAAAUUAGCAAUCUUCCAAAUUACAAGACGCGAAUCUUUAGAGAAAUCGUUCAAAUGCUUCAUUACUUUGCCGGGAAGCAAAUAAGAAGUGUGGCAGCGGUAGGGGGGAAUAUAAUGACAGGAAGUCCUAUUUCAGAUCUAAACCCAAUUUUUAUGGCUGCAGCUAUUAAAUUAGAAUUAAAAAGUUUAGACGGAGGCCAUCGUGAGGUACUUUUAGAUGAACACUUUUUCACAGGUUACAGAAGAAAUGUAGUAAAAAACAACGAAAUACUCAUUGCAAUAAAUAUACCAUUUACUGAAAAGUUUCAAUAUUUUCAUGCUUAUAAACAAGCAAGAAGAAGAGACGAUGAUAUCGCCAUUGUAAAUUCUGCAGUUAAUGUAACGUUCGAAUCGGAAACAGAUAAGAUACAAACCAUAAGACUGGCUUUCGGUGGAAUGGCCCCAGUAACAACAGUACCUGUUAAAACAUGCCGGAAACUUAUUGGUCUAAACUGGAACGAUGCAACUUUAGAUACUGCAUUAGAUGCAUUGGCAGAAGAUAUGCCAUUAGUCCCCUCAGUUCCUGGUGGUAUGGUUCAGUACAGAAGAUCAUUAACUUUGAGUUUUUUCUUUCGAGCUUUUAUGAAGAUUCGCAAAGAAUUAAACGACCAACUAGGGAAAAACAGUUUACGAAAAGAAGAUCUCAGUGCUCUAGACGGUUUCCAUGCCAAACCCAUAAAAAGUGCUCAGUAUUUUAAAGUAUCUCCAAAAGAUAACACCUUCGACACAGUUAGUCGUCCAAUUGUACAUGCAUCAGCUUUCAAGCAAGCUUCAGGAGAAGCUGUGUAUUGUGACGACAUUCCCAGCUUGGAAGGAGAGUUGUACAUGGGUUUGGUUUUAAGUACAAAAGCUCAUGCCAACAUUAAAUCGAUAGAUCCUUCUAUAGCAUUGGCGACGAAAGGAGUUCACUCAUUUUUUUCAGCCGAAGAUAUCCCAAAAGAGCGCAAUAAAAUCGGUCCAGUAUUUCAUGACGAAGAAGUGUUUAUAAGCAAGAAAGUAACCGCACAGGGACAGUUGAUUGGAAUUGUUUUGGCCAACGAUCAGACAACUGCCCAAAGGGCCGCCAAAAGCGUCAAGGUAGAAUACGAAGAACUACAGCCAAUCAUCGUAUCAAUCGAAGACGCCAUAAAACACAAAUCAUUUUUUCCAAUUACUAGAAAGUUUGAGAAAGGUAACGUGGAUGCUGUUUUUAAAACUGCACCCAAUAUUAUUGAGGGCGAAUGUAGGACUGGAGGACAGGAGCACUUUUAUCUUGAAACUAAUGCUGUGUUAGCUAUUCCUAAAAAUGAAGACGAUGAAAUAGAAAUAUAUUCGUCUACUCAGCAUCCCGCAGAAGUAAAUGUAAGUCUCAUAUCUAAGCGUAGAUAUUCUCGGCUGCUGUUUAUUUGAUCAUUAAUUUUCCGGAUCUUAUCUCAAAUAUUUAAGAAUAGUGAAAUUUCACAGUUAAUUGUUUACGCUGCGCCAGUUUAUCUAAAACAAAAGAAAGAUGGUAAAAUAUUAGUGCGACACGACCCUGCGCUAUCCUCUGCUUUAUAUCCCUACUACUCUUAUCUGACUUCCUAGGUAUCUAAAUUCAGCCACUUCUUCUAAUUUUUCGUCUCCUAUCUUUAUAAUUUUAAAAUUAAAACAUUUUUCGAGAACAUGCUGGGCUGACAAGAGAUAAAAAAAAUUAAUUCUAAAGCAAACUGAUUACUUUUGAGUUGUAAAAAGGAUUCAAAUUUUAGGAUGAUUUUUUUAGGAGUUCAGCAUUCUCAUAUCAGCUUUAGCUCCUUUGAACCACGAGUUUUAGAUUUCUGUCUCACAAAAUUUUGGUCUAUUUCUAUUUAAAGAACAAACUUUUCUAGAGAACAUAGAUGGAAAAAAAGAGGAAUAUCAAUUAUUCCUACUAAAUUUGGUAUUGCUUUCACUGCCUUGUUCAUGAACCAAGCUGGUGCUUUGGUUCACGUGUAUACCGAUGGGUCUGUUUUAUUAACCCAUGGUGGAACGGAAAUGGGUCAAGGUUUACAUACUAAAAUGAUACAGGUAGCUAGUAGGGUUCUUCAAAUACCCACAUCCAAAAUUUACAUCAGUGAAACUUCAACUGAUAAAGUACCUAAUACAUCUGCUACGGCAGCUAGUUCUGGAUCUGACUUAAAUGGAAUGGCAGUAAUGAAUGCUUGUCAAGUAAUUCGUGAUCGUCUUGGGCCCUAUAUCAUGAAAAACCCAGAGGGAAAAUGGGAGGAUUGGGUUGAAGCGGCCUAUUUUGAUCGAGUCAGUCUUUCGUCGACAGGUUUUUAUAAAACUCCAAAUAUUGGUUAUAAUUGGGAAACUAAUUCUGGAAAUCCCUUCAAUUAUUUUACUUACGGGGUUGGUUGUACUGAAGUUGAAAUAGACUGUUUAACAGGAGACCAUCAAGUGUUAAGAACUGAUAUUGUAAUGGAUUUAGGUGAAAGUUUGAAUCCUGCUAUUGAUAUUGGUCAAAUCGAAGGAGCUUUUAUGCAAGGUUAUGGUCUGUUUGUACUUGAAGAAAUGGUUUAUUCGCCAGAUGGUACUAUUUUUACGAAAGGACCUGGUGCAUACAAACUACCCGGAUUUGCUGAUAUACCGAUAGAAUUCAACGUUUCUCUAUUGAAAGGCGUUUCUAAUCCGAGGGCAGUUUAUUCAUCAAAGGCUGUUGGAGAGCCCCCUCUGUUCUUGGCUAGCUCUGCUUUCUUUGCUAUCAAAGAUGCCAUUGGAUACGCUAGAAAGGACGCUGGUUUGUCUUCCUCAUUUAAACUAGAUUCUCCAUGUACUUCUGCAAGGAUUCGUGUAGCAUGUCAGGACCAUAUAACGGCCAGGUUAAAAGAAGCUGAACCAGGAACAUUUACGCCUUGGAACAUCGUUCCAUAAAAAUUUAGCAGAAGUUGCAGGAUAACGUACUGUUAAAAUAUCUUUGCUUUUGUUAUUAAAAUAUUAUUCAAUUU
Molecule: messenger RNA, 4162 nt
Organism: Agrilus planipennis (emerald ash borer)
Lineage: Eukaryota; Metazoa; Arthropoda; Insecta; Coleoptera; Buprestidae
Gene: ry
Product: xanthine dehydrogenase
Exons: 9
Molecular function (GO): 2 iron, 2 sulfur cluster binding; xanthine dehydrogenase activity; FAD binding
Source: RefSeq, a predicted model, not a curated record